Archocentrus centrarchus (flier cichlid) is the source of this 4575-nucleotide messenger RNA. RefSeq names its product LON peptidase N-terminal domain and ring finger 4 (gene lonrf4). The transcript is spliced from 12 exons. The record is from RefSeq and is a predicted model, not a curated record. Gene Ontology annotation, molecular function: ubiquitin protein ligase activity; protein binding. Lineage: Eukaryota; Metazoa; Chordata; Actinopteri; Cichliformes; Cichlidae. Bases 504 to 2291 code for a protein of 595 amino acids.
ACACAGUAACCUAGCUUCGUGGCUGUGGAGAAGUAGGCUACAGGGGUUAAAAGCGGACUCAGAUUACUAAAGAGAAAUAAUAUUACGUGCGGAUUUACCGGCCGCUUUCGUGCGGCGUUUCUGGAGUUUUGGAGCGUCGAGGAAAACGGCGCAUUGGACUGGAAGCUGGGUGUCUUUAUUCAACCGCUUGCAAAGGGAAGAUGGCAUUUGUCCCAGUGCAAAGACUAAGUUAGGGCUGGAAACGCACAAUGUCACUUAAUAUUUUCAACACGAAAAGAAAAUUUGUGAGGUGAGCAUAUGACGGCUCAGAUUUGCAGCUGGACGGAAAGCGGUGCGCUUCAAGCAGAUCUGUGACACUAUGAUUAGUGUAUCGUCAGCUGCCGGUAUGUAAUUUAAUGGUCCGUGCAAACACAAUACCCCAAACCGUUUAUCUACAGCGCUUUUACGAACAAAGCAACAGUUCUUCCCGUGGGACACCGUACUAGUGACAUCACCGUUUCACGAUGGAAAUGCUGGAGUGCCCCCUUUGCCUCUUUCUGAUGUGCGAGCCGGUGACCGUGUCGUGCGGCCACACGUUCUGCAGGAGGUGCGUCGGGGGAUACCUCCCUUUCAAAUGUCCGCUGUGCAAAGAGAGGCUAAAACAGAAGGAGGUGAAAAACAUGAAGAACAACGUCCUGCUCAUCGGUGUCGUCGAAAAGUGCUGGCCCGAAGAGAAGAGGAUGAAGUGCCAUAUUCAGGAGAAACUCAAGACCAACGAGUUCGCGGAAGCUUUACGCACCGCAAACGAGGGGCUGAACGCAGUCCCAGACGACCAGAGUUUGAAGAUGUUCAGGGCUGAAGCUAACUGGGGCCUGAUGCGUUUCUCUGAUGCUCUGACGGACCUCGACUACCUCUGCUGCCUUCGCCCCAGCUGGACAGAGGGCUGCUUUCAUAAAGGGAAUGUACUGCUGGGAAUGGGUCAGCAGAAAGAAGCCCUCAUCCAGUUCCACCGUUGCCUAAAACUUCAAGCUGACUUUGUUCCUGCAAAGAGCCAGGUUAAGAAGAUCCUGGAGGCAGAGGGAGUGUCAGUGCCGGAGGAGGUGCCCUGCAUUUUGCAGGUGGUCUCUGAGUACCUGAAAGAGCCCUGUCCUAUUACAACCCUCAGUGGCUCGCAGGGGCCGAUUCAUGCUGAAGACCUCAAACAUUCUCAUGGAGAUAAGGGAGAAGGAAAAGGGAGGAGAGAUGGACAUCAGGUGAAGCAUGACACGGGUACAGAAUGCUGCCUCAGCCUCUGCCAAGCUGUUUCCUUCCUCCCCGCUGCUGACGAGGAUGAAGAGAUGAUGAUGAGGAAAGAAGACUGGCAUGGCAAGUUCUUAGGUGAAAGUUAUCAUGAGAGGGAGAACGGCCUGGCUGUUCUCACCGUGUCAGACUUUGAGUGUCCUCUCUGCAUUAGGCUAUUUUUUGAGCCAGUCACAACUCCUUGUGGCCACACAUUCUGCAAAAACUGCAUUGAGAGGAGUCUAGACCACAACCUCCGCUGUCCACUCUGCAAGCAGCCGCUACAAGAGUACUUAAGAAACAGGAAGUACAACCCCACAGUUCUGGUCCAGGACAUCAUGACCAGACUUUUUGCUCCUCAGUUGGCUGAGAGGAAGCAGGUCCACGAUGCUGAGAUGGCUGAACUGUCAAAUCUCACUAAGGACAUCCCUAUAUUUGUCUGCACCGUGGCCUACCCCGGAGUGCCCUGCCCACUGCAUGUCUUUGAACCUCGCUAUCGGCUGAUGAUGCGUCGCUGCAUGGAAACUGGCACCAAGAAGUUUGGCAUGUGCAGCUAUGAGCAUGGCAGAGGAUUUGCAGACUAUGGCUGCAUGUUGGAGAUUCUCGGUCUGGAGCUCUUGCCUGAUGGGCGCUCAUAUGUGGAAACAGUUGGUGGCAGCAGAUUCAGGGUACUAAAAAGAGGUCAGAGGGAUGGCUACCACACUGCUGAUAUAGAGUACCUAGAGGACAUCAAGGUUGAGGGCAAUGAGCUGGAGCUUUUACAGCGUUUGCAUGACAGUGUGUAUCAGCAGGCCCAGGAUUGGUACCAGCGCCUGGGCAGCCGCAUACGCGAGCAGAUCAACAGACAGUAUGGUGCCAUGCCAGAUAAGGAGGAUAACAUUCAGGCCUCGCCUAAUGGUCCAGCGUGGUGCUGGUGGCUGCUGUCUGUCCUCCAGCUGGACCCCGCCUAUCAGACCACCGUCCUGUCCCUGACCUCACUCAAAGAUCGCUUGGGACACCUUCGCCUUGUCCUCGAGUACUUUUCUCAGAGCUAGAACCUAAGGCACAGUUGUACUGACACCGCGACUAGCUGACACCAAUAUUACGCACAACACACAAAAUGGAGUGAAAUCAGCGACUGUGCGCACAACACAUUUUAAGCUUGAGGUUGGGUUUGGGACUAUUCUGUCAUUUAGGGACUGUUCUCGAGCCACAGCUGAAGGCCAGGUCAUCUGGUCGCAUUUUUAUCACACAAAUCAGUUGCUUGGGUUUUUGUUGUUUUGAGUUUUUCAUAUUUUUCUUACCCCAGAAUAUUCUCGUGAACACACACACACACACACACACACACACACACACACUGUACUUGCUGUACGAGUGAGACCUACAGGGUUGACCAAAGAUGCUUUAGGCUCAUAAAUUGUGGAAAAAUCAAUAGUAUUGCAGAAAACUAACACAGGGUGUCACUGUUUUUCUCCAGCUGUUACACAGAGAAACAUCAUCCCAACUAAAAUAAUACAGAUCUGUACACUUCAUUUGUAGAGAUAUUUUUCCAAGAAUUUGCACCUCAGAGGGUCAAAGUUCACGUGUGCCAAAACACUUUCGCAGCACUGUCUCUGUGUGUCAGGCGUAAAUAACAAGUCCCUCCUGUCACUUUUUUUUUCAGUUGCUGUUUAUUCUUUCUUUCAUUUUUUUUUUUUUUAAAGUAGGUAUGGCGUGUUGUCUGCACUGAUAACAGUUACUGUAAAGUUUGACGUGCGCGGCAAAGUGUUAACAUCUUUCUGUGCAGGGACAGCUGUAAAAUCAUUUAGCUAUAACACUUUGGUUGUGGCCUGACUUGAAGUCAGUCUUACUUCUGCGUAGGCUGUGAAACCUACCUCUGGCCCAUCUACCACCAGUCGUGGUGCCUUUGAGUGCCUGGGCUGACUCAUCAGGAAACCUGCGAGUUUUUACAUGGCACAGGUGAUAGACUGUGUGAUCUUUAUGGAUAUAAUGCUACAUUCUGUGGAUGCUGAAGCUACUAAACACUACAGGCUUAACUGGGUGAUUUUUAGUUUUUCCCUUCUUUUUUUUUAAAUUUAGUAAAUGUGCCAUUGAUAUUUCUGUUAACUGCUUUAUAGAAAUAACUGGCAAAAAUCUUAAUUGUGUGUGUUUGUCUACAUCAUGGACACUGACUUAGGCCUUGAUCCUCAUGCCUUUUGUAUGGUGGGCAGCAAACUAUCUUUUUUUCCCCUAGCAUAUGUUCACUUUAAAUACACUUACAAUAGAGUUUGUAUGAUAGAGAAUCAAAGCAGCUAGACAUCGCUUAGGCUUAAAAUAAAAGGGGUAGUACUAUUCUCCCGUUUCAUAUGCACAGAUAAAAGUUUUGAGGUAAUCUGCGGAUGAGGGGUGGAGUCAGAGGUGACAAAGUGUGCCACGUGACUCCGAAAAAGUGACAGGAAAGUUAGAUUCCUGCUGCAUGACACAAAUAAAGCUAAUUCAGAUUAAAAAAAAAAAAGGGAUUUAAGUUCCAUAUGUACACAUUUACGACAAGUCCAUGCCCACAGAGGUGAUUUUCACAUCCCAUUUCCCACACCAAUACAUUUGCACAGUGAAAUCAUUUUGGGUGGGGCUUUGUUUUGUUUUUGAUGCUCACUUACAGUCCCUCACACCUCGUGCAUAUUUCUGUAUGUCAGUUUCAUUAUUUGAAGAGAUUUCUAUAAAUCAGAUGUGUCGAUCGUAGCUGGCUGUCUCAUGUUAGUUUACCCCACGUCGCAGUGAGAUUUAAUUCACAAUGAAAUACACUUAUUUGACAGAACAUCUCAUCCCAGUCUGUUUGUCAACUGAAUGUUUAACUGGUGUAUAUUCAUUAGGUAGGUUCAAACGUCUGCUGAUGCAUGCCCCUUUUAUACUCCGGCAGCUGUUCCUUGACAUCAGUUGCAGUGUUACUGGACUGUCAGAAAAAGCCCACAAACACAGUUAAACCAGUUUUCAUUGAAUCCACGCUGCCUCCAAUGCGGGACACGAGGCAUAAUAAGUAACCCAUUCUUGGCAGCGUUUGCCCAUGAGAAUGAGCCGUACACUCGUCUGUGCAGAAAAAGGCUGUGAAAAGCACCAUGGUGACUUGUUCCUGCUAUGUGCUCCAGAUUUACAGGAAACGUUGGCUGCUGCCGUUGGAUGGUCAGUGGUCUGUGGGCUGUGUGAGAACUAAAGACAUGCCUGUUAAUGCCUCUCUGUUUGUACCGAGCGCAUGUAAAUUCACUGAAAGCGAGACGUUUCCUGUCUGAUGAAUUUUUGCUUUCUUUGCUUCACCUUCAAGCCAAGAGCAGCAAAUGAUCUUGUUUACCUGCUUGCCCCCCCGCC